GCGCCCCAGUGCCGGGGAAUGCAGUGGUCCCAGACCCCUGGCGCCUCUCCGUGUCUGGGCUGGGCCUCUUCGCUCGCCUGUUCCGCGACCACGACGCUCCUGAGCCGCGCCGGCCAGGCCCCCCUCAUGGCGGCCAAGUGGUUCAAAGAGUUCCCCCUGAACCUGAAGACCGUGUCGGAGCGGGCCAAGCCCGGGGGCGGCGUCGGCGGCAAACUGCGCAAGAACUCGGAGGCGGCCGGCGGGGCGCUCACUGCGGGCAAGGGCCGCAAGAACUCGGCGGCUGAGCUGGGAAGCGGUAGGGCCGGGGUUGGCCCCCUCAAGGACAGCCGGCUGUCCCGGGACAGCCUGCAGGGUCUGAUUCAGGCUGCCGCAGGCAAGGGCCGCAAGAACUCCCGGGCCACCGAGGAGGACCCCCACCGGGGCGCGGCCAAGAGCUCGGGCUGCAGCACCUACAUCAACAGGCUCAUCAAGGUGGACACUCAGGAGAAGAAUGGAAAGAGCAACUACUCCAGCAGCAGCAGCAGCGGCGGCAGUAGCAGCAGCAGCAGCAGCUCUUCCUCCGCGUCCUCUUCCCCUUCCUCCCUGGGCCCUGAGCUGGACAAGGGCAAGGUUAUUAAGCAGCAAGACACGGUCAUCAUUUUAGAAGACUAUGCUGACCCUUAUGAUGCCAAACGGACAAAGGGUCAAAGAGAUGCAGAGAGAGUAGGAGAGAACGACGGUUACAUGGAACCGUACGAUGCACAGCAGAUGAUAACAGAAAUUAGACGACGCGGUUCCAAAGAUCCCCUAGUGAAGGCCCUUCAGCUGCUUGACAGCCCUUGUGAGCCAGGGGAGACCGGCAUGAAGUCAGAGACUUUGGCCAAAAGACAGAGUUCCAAGGACCUCCCGGGGAAGGCGCCACAGCUGUAUGACACUCCCUACGAGCCUGCGGAAGGGGGCCCCAGGGCAGAGGGGAAAGGUCGGCCUGCAGACGGCCGGCUGCCGGAGAACGACGAGAGGCCAGCGGCCGAGUACGAGCAGCCCUGGGAGUGGAAGAAGGAGCAGAUCGUGCGGGCGCUGUCAGUCCAGUUUGAAGGAUCUGAUCGACCUUCUGGCAGGGAGGAGACAGUGAGGCAGCACCACCGGCAGAAGAGCUGGACCCAGAAGAUCCUGAAGCCAGCCCUCUCUGAUCACAGUGAGGGGGAGAAAGUGGACCCGGGCCUGGCCCUGGAGAAGCAGCCUUGGUAUCAUGGUGCCAUUACCCGUGCUGAGGCUGAGAGUCGACUACAGCCCUGCAAAGAAGCUGGUUACCUGGUUCGAAAUAGCGAGUCAGGGAACAGUAGGUACUCUAUUGCACUAAAGACUAGUCAAGGAUGUGUCCACAUCAUAGUGGCUCAGACCAAAGACAACAAAUACACACUGAAUCAGACGAGCGCUGUGUUUGACAGCAUCCCGGAAGUGGUACACUAUUAUUCCAAUGAAAAGUUGCCUUUCAAAGGUGCAGAACACAUGACCUUACUCUACCCUGUGCACAACAAGCUUCACUAAGUGUCAGCUACAAAAAGCCCUGGGCCUCUGGCACCUAAGUGGGGAUCAGCACAGCACCCCACCAGUCUCUCAGUGGACAAGGCUUGGCUGCUCCUUAAUAACUGGAAGAAAGUGGGAAUCUUCAUUUAAAAGUCAAAAAGUCUUUGAUCUUGAAUCAUUCCAUGACAAUUGGUUUCUGUCCCAUGUCUCCUUGAUAAGCAGUCCUAUAGUAAGAAAUCAUAAUUUAUCUGUUGCCUCCAACUCUGGAAUAGGGCAUUCUAUCUGGGGUAUGACCCUCAGGAAAGGUAAGUCAGGAGUUCAGGAGCAUCACCGUUCUCUGGAAGCGUGCUAGCUGUUACCUGGGAUACCUGGUCUCUAAACAAACCAACAGAAAAACUGCUUGGCUUUUACGUGUAAUUGUGUGGACCAGAAGAGCGUGUAAUGUUGAACUCAUUAUUGGGGAAAUGGAUGCACAGUGGAAAAUGUGAAUGAUGGGAAAGAGAGGUGUCUUUUGCCCUCAAGUGUCCUAAUGCAGCUCUGGAGUUCAUAGAAAUUGACAACUUUAGGGUCUGGCAAAAAGAUUAUUUUGUUGAUCAGCCUUCCUAAGAAAGUUUGUGCUUUCUCAAUCUCUGUGAACUUUUUCAUCAUUGUUUAGCAAAUCAGUGAUGUAAGCCUACAUAGGAAGGAAAAUGUCCCACAUUUAAGAAUCAUGAGUAUAAUUAAGCAUUGGCAUCAUUAUUAUAAUUCUGAAUUAUAGAAUAAAAUACACAACAAAGAUUUCAUUUUUAAUUUUUAAAAAUUCUGAAAAUUUAACCAAGUUCAACAGCUAUUUUCUUAUUGGAUAAUUAUAUAGAACUUCUGAUAUCUGUUGUUUCAUCUUUAUACAUUUUAGUUGCCAUGGAAUCGUUUUUAAUUUUGUUUCUAAAAUUAGAUUUCCUUUUAUUUUUAGUAAAUUAAAACAAAAAUACAAGACUGGCCUAUGAGCUCAGUUGGUUAGAGCAUGGGCUGAUAACACCAGCAAUGUCCAGCAUUCUGUCCCUCUAACGGCCAGCCGCCAAAAGAUAUAUAUGUACACACACACACACGCACACGCACACGCACACACACACACACGCACACAACUCUGGGAUCUGAUUGUAUGAACUUCAUCUUUAAAGCCUGCACAGAUUCUCUUUCUGUGCAGAGCAGUGCAGUUCACGCUGUACAAAAGUAUUUUAAAAGACUUUGAGCUUUUCUCUAACUACUAUUACUUGAUACUAAAUUAAUAUUCAUAGUAUUGUUAUCUGUAUGAUUAUCAUGAACUUAUAUUGCCAGUUUACUUACUGUGAAAACAAAAUGUGGGAAUGGUGUACUGUGAGAAGAAUUCUAUGGUGAGUGGCUCUAUAAUUAAAACUGAACAGAUGUUUCUGUACUCUGAGGUUUGUAAUUUGUUUCUUGUAACUGGCCCAGAUGCAAAUGUGCUGUCAUCAAUGAAAAGUUAACUUUUGUAGCUUCUUUUAAAUACACAAAAAAAUGUUGAUUUGGUUAAUUUUUAGGAAACCAUAUCUUUCUAGUUAUUAGUUAUCAUUUGACUAUUGUGAUUUAGAGGUUAGUAAUUUUUUACUUCUUUAUUCAUUUAAGAUCUUAGCCAAAGGGUAGUGUGUCCUUUGAUUUAAAAAAAUUUGAGAACAACUUUUUCUCACUGGAACACUAUGAUUUUAUUAAUAAAGAAUAUUGCUUUUUAAAUAUUGAUAGAACUUUUAAAAUGUGUUGGUUCAUGUACUAUAUCUUUAGUACAAGAUUUAAAAAAUUUUUUUCAGCAUUCAUAGUUCCAAUUCCAUUCAACAAAUAUUUAUUAUCUUCUAUAUACAAAUUAUUCAUUGUGUUAAACUUACGUUUAGUUCAGCAUUCGGGAAACGAAACCUUAUUUUUUACUUAAGCUUAUUCUACAAAGUGAAUACAUAAGUUAUC
Messenger RNA from Galeopterus variegatus (Sunda flying lemur), 3456 nucleotides. RefSeq names its product Src homology 2 domain containing E (gene SHE). The record is from RefSeq and is a predicted model, not a curated record. Bases 19 to 1527 code for a protein of 502 amino acids. The transcript has 6 exons. NCBI's taxonomy places the organism in Eukaryota, Metazoa, Chordata, Mammalia, Dermoptera, Cynocephalidae. Gene Ontology annotation, molecular function: phosphotyrosine residue binding.